This is a messenger RNA of Linum tenue, 651 nucleotides long. The record is from the annotation of a GenBank genome assembly. NCBI's taxonomy places the organism in Eukaryota, Viridiplantae, Streptophyta, Magnoliopsida, Malpighiales, Linaceae.
AUGAGAGGUCUGAGAAUGUCGGUUUUGCCAGUGACCGUGGUGGCGCAUUUGACCGCCAUUGCGACGACAGCCCUCGUCCUGGUUUGGCUCCUCAAGCUGCGCGGCGGCCUCGCAUGGAAUGCUCAGCCACCAGCCUCCUUCAAGGUUUUUAAUGUGCAUCCCCUCGUAAUGGUGAUUGGAUUCGUACUUGUCGCAGGAGAAGGCGCAGGAAUCAUGGCGUAUAAGACCAUUGGUGGGAGAAGGAGAGUUCGAAAAGCCAGUCAUCUGGCGCUUCAUCUGAUAGCACUGUUUGCUGGAGUUUUUGGCGUGGUUGUGGUGUUUAGGUAUAGGCACCAAAUCGAAGCUCAACACAUGAUCACUCUCCAUUCUUGGCUUGGGAUUAUCACUGUCGCCUCAUUUGGGGCGGCGUUCUACAUGUUCCGAGGGGCGCAAAUGUCCGCAAAGGCGUCGUAUCUUCCGUGGCAUAUCUUCGUCGGAAGCAUCAUAUUUCUGAUGGCAGUCGGCACCGCCUUGACCGGCAUUGUGCGGCAGUUUGCAAUUCUAGGGCUCGGCAACGAUCAAGAAGGCCACAUCGUCAACUCCAUUGGACUUUUGCUCGUUCUUUUUGCUGCCACCGUUGGCCUCACCGUAGUCCUUCCUUAUGAAAAGUGA